Molecule: messenger RNA, 315 nt
Organism: Trypanosoma rangeli
Lineage: Eukaryota; Euglenozoa; Kinetoplastea; Trypanosomatida; Trypanosomatidae
Exons: 1
Coding region: 1-315 (104 amino acids)
Source: RefSeq, a predicted model, not a curated record
AUGCCGGGUUGGCACGCCGUGGAGGCGCGUGGAAGGCGAAGCUGCGUCGCUCGCCUGGAGGGGGCCCGGCGCUUUUUGGGUGAGUUCGCUGGCUACUGUGAUGUCAGAUGUGAGAAGGGACACCACGUGGACGGCAAUGUUUGGUACGCCGAUCACUACCUCUACCCAAACCACUGGCAGCCCGGAUCUAAGACGCAGCCGCGACUUGUAGACGAUGGCCACGUGAAGUCGUGGUUUGAUUUGUGGACCAUGUCUGUUGCCAUGCGUAUGUGCGUGCCGAUAUUGAUUGUUCUAUCACUUAUCUUGUUCGUAUAA